AUGGCGAAUCUUGUUCCUGGAGUGCUUUUGAAGCUGUUACAACACAUGAACACUGAUGUGAAGGUUGGUGGUGAACACAGAUCAUCGCUUUUACAAGUUGUUAGCAUUGUUCCAGCUCUUGCAGGUGGUGAACUUUUCCCAAAUCAAGGUUUUUAUCUUAAGGUUUCAGAUUCAUCUCAUGCUACUUAUGUUUCUUUACCUGAUGAACAUGAUGAUUUGAUUUUGAGUGAUAAGAUUCAAUUGGGUCAGUUUGUUUUUGUUGAUCGUUUUGAAGCUUCUUCUCCUGUUCCUGUGAUUAGGGGUGUUAAGCCUGUUCCUGGGAGACACCCUUGUGUUGGUACUCCUGAGGAUAUUGUUGCUACUCAUUCACUUUCGUUUCUUGAUAACAAUGAUAAUGACACUAGGAAGAAUAAGAAUGAUGUUGUUGUUAAUUCUGAGAGUCCUAGGAAUAGGAAUGUGUUUGGUGUGAAGGAGAAAGAGAAGAAGGAGAGAGGGAGGUUGAGUUUUGGCGGUGUUAUUGUUAAUAAGGAGGAAGGGUUAGAGAAGAAGGAGAGAGUGAGAUUGAGUUUUGGUGGUGGUGGGAGUGUUAAGGAUGAAGGGUUAGAGAAGAAAAGAGGGAUUUUUGGAAGAGGUAGUAGUAAAAGUGAGUCUUUGAAACCAAAACCAAUGUUGAAGGUUGAUGUGAAGAGGGAAUCGUUACCUCAAUCGUCGUUAACUAGAGUGAGGUCGGCGAAUUCAAAGUCGAUUCCUUCUUCGCCUAGUAGUGUUUAUUCGUUGCCGAAUUCUUUUGAGAAAUUUUCUAAUGGUGUUAAGCAGCAGAGAGCAAAGGUUGGUGGUAAGGGAGUGGAGAAGGUUGCGGGAGCGGUUGAUGCGGGAAAGGUUGGGAAAAAAAUCGGUUUGGGAAAUCCAAUUAGAAAUUUGGUGCAAGGUUUUGAUUUUGGUGCUAAGGCUCUAAGAAAGAGUUGGGAAGGAACUAUGGAGAUCAAGACUAAAGAGUCUUCCAAAAUCAAGGGCGCUGCUGCUAAGCCGGUAGUUCAAAGCUCGAUUCCUAGGAGAAGCAUGGCAACUGAUAAGUUGCCGUCUAGAGAGGUUAAAGCCCCGAUAAAGCCCUCUAAGGAAGAACAUAAGGCUCAAUUGUCUACAAAGAAGGUUACUACUAAUGGAAAUAUAGAGGAACAAGAGAAAUCAAGUAAACAAAGGACUUCCUUUGUAAAGAAAUCGGCGGAAGUUUCAAAUAACGGAUUACCUGGAAACAUGGUCAAAGUUUCUUUAAGUAGUAGAAAAGUGACAGAUUCAAGUGUUCAAUGGGCGUCACUCCCGUCAUCUAUUUCAAAGCUUGGAAAGGACGUAAUGAAGCACAGAGAUUCUGCACAGCUGGCUGCAAUUGAGGCUAUGCAAGAAGCCGCAGCAGCCGAGAGUUUGUUACAAUGUCUGAGUAUAUAUUCGGAGCUGACUAAUUCUGCGAAGGAACAUAAUCCGCAGCCAGCAGUAGAGCAGUUUUUAUCGCUUCAUGCAAGCCUAAAUAGUACCCGGAUGAUUGCAGAAUCCUUAUCUAAACCCAUUCAAGAUGGUUCGUCUCCGGAUUAUGAAAAUAGCAAACUGGAAGAAGCGCUAAAACAAAAAUCAGAUAGACAAAAACAAGCGGCUUCUUGGGUCCACGCCGCCCUGGCCACCAACCUGUCGUCUUUCGCCGUUUUUUCAAAGGAAGCUUCAAGUAAUAAUUCUCAAACUCAAAAGACUGCAGUUGGAACUCAACCCGCGUUAGUCCUACACAAUUCAAGCGAAAACUCAUCGUCGAAAGCUCGCGUAAAACCUCGUCCAACAGUUCAUUCCAAGCUUGUCUCACAAGGCAUCAUUCCUCGCAAAUCGACCGAUUCAGCAAACGGACACAAGCAACCAGUCCAACCACCCCCAGAAUGGAUUAAAGGAAACGGUCUCGACGAGGUCGCUGAUUUGGCUGAAAUGUUGCAGGUACAAUCCCGAGACUGGUUUUUGGGAUUCGUCGAAAGAUUCUUGGACAGUGACGGCGACACUACCUUAUCAGAUAACGGCCAAAUAGCAGGUAUGCUCACUCAACUGAAGAGCGUAAACGAUUGGUUAGACGAGAUAGGAUUGAACAAAGUCGAAGGAGAAUCCUGCCAGAUAUCAGCAGAGACAAUUGACCGACUAAGGAAGAAAAUAUACGAAUAUCUUCUCACGCACGUCGAAUCCGCGGCAGCUGCACUUAGCGGCGGAUCACAAUCACAAUCAAAAUCACAAGCAUUGCCUCAAAUCCAAACAACACAGAUUAAAGCCAAAAGAUGA
Messenger RNA from Lathyrus sativus (Indian pea), 2304 nucleotides. The record is from the annotation of a GenBank genome assembly. NCBI's taxonomy places the organism in Eukaryota, Viridiplantae, Streptophyta, Magnoliopsida, Fabales, Fabaceae.